Molecule: messenger RNA, 5419 nt
Organism: Xiphophorus hellerii (green swordtail)
Lineage: Eukaryota; Metazoa; Chordata; Actinopteri; Cyprinodontiformes; Poeciliidae
Gene: camta2
Product: calmodulin binding transcription activator 2
Biological process (GO): regulation of transcription by RNA polymerase II
Cellular component (GO): nucleus
Molecular function (GO): transcription coregulator activity; double-stranded DNA binding; protein binding
Source: RefSeq, a predicted model, not a curated record
UACAUUACAAGUUUUGAGAACAAAGACACGAAGUCCUGCUUUCAAACUGAAAAUGUGUUCUCUCGAAUUAUGGCAGUAAAGUUCCCCCAUACACCUUCCUCUGGAUCAGAUCCAUCAUCCUCCGUUGUAGCCCCGCCCUUCUCCGUUGCUACGCAGUGACGUCAUAGACAUCGAACAUGGCGGCUGAGCUGAAGGCGGAAGCGGGACACGGCACGUGGACGUCCAUCCUGUGAGACCCGUCGCCAUGAGCAACAAGGAGAUGGUUUCCACGGAGACAGGUCAGUGCCAUCCACCUGCAGAGAAUAAAGGCCAGAGGAAGGUGUUUGUUCCCAACAAGCUGCUGGAGUGUCUGCCCCGCUCGGCCUGCCUGCCUAACGAGCGUCUGAGGUGGAACACUAACGAGGAGAUCGCCUCCUACCUGAUAUCCUUUGACAGACACGACGAGUGGCUCUGCUGCUCCCUGAAGACCAGGCCGAAGAACGGCAGCAUCAUCCUCUACAACAGGAAGAAGGUGAAGUACAGGAAGGAUGGCUACUGCUGGAAGAAAAGGAAGGAUGGGAAGACGACAAGAGAGGACCACAUGAAGCUGAAGGUCCAGGGCUUGGAGUGCCUCUACGGCUGCUACGUCCAUUCCUCCAUCGUGCCAACAUUCCACAGACGAUGCUACUGGCUGCUGCAGAACCCAGACAUCGUGCUGGUCCACUACCUGAACGUGCCGUCGCCAGAGGAUUCUGGGAGAUGCAGUCCUUUGCUGUGCACGGUGUCGGACCGCCACGACACCCUGAGGUGGAGCCGGGACGACCUUCUGGGCCAGCUGAAGCCCAUGUUCCACAGCAUCAAGUGCUCCAUGGGUUCUGGGGAAUUCAGCAUUGAAGAACUGGUGCAGCACAUCCUGGACCGGCAGAGAACCAAACCACAGCCCCGUACACACGCCUGCCUCUGCAGCACCAACCAAGUGUCACCAGGAGUGAACAUUCCCCACCGCUGCAACAGCACCAAGCAUCGGAUCAUCUCCCCCAAGCUGCCGCCGUCCUCCUCUGGACCCGCCGCCUCCCCUCCGUCCUCAGAACCAGGAGAGUCAGGGAGAGGAGGAGGAGGAGAGAGCAAGAUGCCUCAGCUGCAGCCUCAGAGCCCCGCGUCUUCCUCCAGCCCUUCAUCCACUUCAGGCUCAUCGCCGCCCCGAACGCACAAGGCCGCCAUCGCUGUUCGUAACCAAGGCAACGGUUUCUACCACGACCGCCACAGCAACUUGGCCGCCGUGGCGCUGCCUCAGAACGCGGUCAUUGUCAUGGCGACAGCCGCUACCCUACCAGGGGGGAGGGAGGGCGGGGGCGCUCCGCCAGAGGAGGCGGGGUCGAGGAGGAGCUUCGGGUCGCUGCUGCUCUCCCCCCCCCUUCCUCCCCCUCCUGGUAAACCCCCCUCUCCCUCCCCGCCCUCCCCCACUGCCCCCGCCCCCAUCCAGACCACCCUCUCCCUCACCCUCCUGCCCUCCCCAGUCAUCGGGGGGCUCCUCCUCACCCCCUCCUCCUCCCACCAGUCUCCCCCCCCCCCCUGCCGCCUCCCCUCCGUCUCCCCAUUCCUUCCCACCUCCCCCACCCCUUCCCCCGCCUUUGACCCCGACUCCUUCCUGAACUCCCCCAAACAGGGUGAGACCUAUGGGGGCCCCCCCCCCAUGUGCUCCCCCUCCAUCCGGACCUCCUCCCCCCUCCCUCACCCGUCCCUCUCUCUCUCCCUGUCCCCCACCACCUCCACCCCGGCCUCCUCGGUCUCCCCCCCCUCCUCCCUCUCCUCCUUGUCCACCUCCCCCUCCUCCUCCACUUCCCCUCCCUUGUCGGGCCCCCCCCCCUCGCUUGCCCUCUCCCUCUCUCCCACCUCCUCCGUGGCGCCGCCCGUCCUGCCGCUCUGCCUGGAGCUGGGCGCGCUGGGGGAGUGUGACGGGGUGAAGGAGGAGUCCCACUCUGAGGAAGAGGAGCUGGAAGAAACUGAUGAUGAUGAUGAUGAAGGCAGAGCCCCGCCCACCAAGCUGGUCCUGCUUCAGACAAGCCACGCCCCCUCCAGCCCGUCUCCUAGGCAACACCCAGACAGCGGCUCCGCCCCCCUCCUGCUGGCCUGCCAUGACGGGUCAGGCGAACCGUCCCGGCCCACCAAUCAGAUUCCAGCACCGCCUGAAGGGCAGCAGCCAAUGGUCCUGCCGUCGUCCAAUCGGCUGCCCGGACCUGAAGCUCCGCCCCCUGCUGAGAGUUUCCAUCAGCCCAUGGAGCUGCCGGCAGCUGUUGCCAUGGAGACGGCCUCCCUAGCAACGGCCCAGGUGAAGGAGGAGAGGAGGCGGCGCUACGACUCCGAGGACGCCUGCAUGGACAGCCAGGAGGAGGCGGAGCCUGAGGAGCUGGACAUCUCCUUCGACAGCCAGUUCCCCGACCUGAUCUCUGACCUCAUCACCGAGGAGCCGGGCCCCACCGCGGCCCCCCCGGCUCCGGCCGCGUUCCCCACCGGCGUCCGCUACGUGGUUCCGCCGCAGCCGUCGCCGUCCUCCUCCUUCCUGCCGUUCCCCCAGCCGCUGCCCGCCGCUGCCCGCCUGGCCGCCAUCACAGACUUCUCCCCAGAGUGGUCCUACCCAGAGGGCGGAGUGAAGGUUCUGAUCACCGGGCCGUGGAGCGAGCCGUCGGGUCGGUACUCCUGCGUGUUCGAUCAGAGCGCCGUCCCCGCUUCCCUCAUCCAGACCGGGGUUCUGCGCUGCUACUGCCCAGCCCAUGAGGCCGGCCUGGUGUGUCUGCAGGUUCUGGAGUCCGGCGGGUCGGUGUCGUCGUCGGUUCUGUUCGAGUACAGAGCGAGGAACGCCAGCUCUCUGCCCAGUUCCCAGCUGGACUGGCUCUCAUUGGACGACAACCAGUUCAGGAUGUCCAUCCUGGAGCGGCUGGAGCAGAUGGAGCGCCGGAUGGCGGAGAUGGCGGCUCGGGAUGGCCAUCAUCAUCAUCAUCAGCAGCAGCAGAGUGGGAACCAGCUGGCCACGCCCCCUCCUCUACCUGACGACCAGCAGCAGUGUUCCCAGUGGUUUGAGAGGAGGAUCGUUGGUGUGUGUGAGCGGAUGAUGAGAGGAGCGUGUUGGGGAGGAAGAGGAGAGAGUCUUCAUCACCCGCCAGGUCACCGUGGCAUGACGUUGCUGCACCUGGCGGCUGCCCAGGGCUACACCCACCUGAUCCACACCCUGAUCCACUGGAGGGCGAUGAGCAGCGACAGUCUGGACCUGGAACAGGAAGUGGACCCCUUGAACGUCGACCACUUCUCCUGCACGCCGCUGAUGUGGGCGUGCGCUCUGGGCCACCAGAGGGCAGCAGAGCUGCUGUACAGCUGGAACGGCCUGGCGCUGGGGAUCCCCGACUCGCUGGGCCGCCUGCCGCUCGCCGUGGCGCGCUCCCGCGGCCACACCCGCCUCGCCACCGCGCUGGAGGAGCUGCACACGCUGCACGCUCAGGCGGCCACCAGGGACGGCCCGCCGCCGUCCCCUCUGUCCACCAGCCUGGACACAGGUCUCAGCUCCUCCAGCAGUCUCCCCUCACCCAGCGACCCGUCCUCGCCGUCCCCCAGCUCCGCCUACUCCAGUGGCCCCGCCCCCAUGGACACCUCCCCCUCGUCUCCAUCAUCGCUCUCCUCUUCCUCACUGCCCGUCUCUCCUCCGUCUCCGUCCUUCACACAGUCCACCGUUCCCUCGGAGGAGCCUAACCGGACCGUCAGCACAGGUAACCCAGGUUUAACCGCCAGCGGCUCCAGAGACCUGAUGGACUACAACAACGCCCCGCCCACAGACACGCCCCCUCAGAGCGCCGGGCGGCGGGCGCUGCUGGAGGAGCAGCUGCUGCGGUACGGCGAGAACGCCGAGAACGAAGGAGAGGAGGAGUACCUGGAGGACGAGGUGCUGCAGCAGGUGGACAUGGCGACGCUGGCGGAGCAGAUCAUCGAGGCGACGCCGGAGCGAAUCAAACAAGAGGAUUUCCCCCUGGGGGCGGAGUCUCCGCUCAGAGAAAGGCGGGACAACCCGGCCAUCCAGGACACAUGGUUGGCCACUUACCUGGAGACGGUGGACAGCCAGUCCCCGCCCAGGCGGGUCUGCCCCCCCUCGCCGCUCAGCGCUCUGGCUCUUCAGAGGCUCCGCCCCCCAUCGUCCGCGGCGUGGGCGGAGUUCCUGAACGCGUCGGCCAAUGGGAAGAUGGAGAGAGACUUCGCUCUGCUGACGCUGACAGACGGCGAGCAGAGGGAGCUGUACGAGGCCGCCCGCAUCAUCCAGAACGCCUUCCGCCGAUACAAGGGUCGAAGGUUAAAGGAGCAGCAGGACAUGGCGGCCGCCGUCAUCCAGAGGUGCUACAGGAAGUACAAACAGCUAACAUGGAUAGCUCUGAAGUACGCGCUCUACAAGAAGAUGACCCAGGCGGCCAUCUUGAUCCAGUCCAAGUUCCGGUCGUACUACGAGCAGAAGCGGUUCCAGCAGAGCCGGCGGGCCGCCGUGCUGAUCCAGCAGUACUACCGCAGCUACAAGGAGUACGAGAGGCUGAAGCAGGCGCCACGAGGGGGCGCCGCACUCAACCCCAAGAGCAGGGGGUCGUUCCUGACCAAGAAGCAGGACCAGGCGGCCAGGAAGAUCAUGAGGUUCCUGCGGCGCUGUAGACACAGGAUCAAAGAGCUGAAGCAGAGCAGGGAGCUGGAGCGGAGAGGACUGACCACGUAGAGGGACAGGAGGAGGACAGAGACGUGUCGUCCUGUCCCUCAGCGUCUCCUGAUGGUCUGCAGCUUCUGGCCGGUCAGGACUCCCAGCGCUCCGUCUGGUUCUGGUCUUUGUGGACCGGCGCCUGCGUCGGAACGGCGCCUGACAGACGCAGCGCGGGGCGCAUCCGGCCCAUCGGCUCUGCUAGCUCUCCUGCUAGCGCUGCUCUGAAGUACUGACCUUUGACCUUUCAGACAAAUCACAGCUUCUUCUAUUUAAACCCAUAAUAGAGAGUAGAGCUUCUAUUUAUUACAGCAUGAACUGUGUGUCGGCGUGUGUGUGUGUAUAUAUGUGUGUGUGUAGGGGUGUCGGCGUGUGUGUGUGUAUGUAGGUGUGUGUGUGUGUGUAUGUAUGUGUGUGUGUGUGUGUGUGUGUAUGUGUGGGUGUGUGUGUGUGUUUUGCACUGACUGAAGUCUAGCCCCUCUUUACCUCCCAGUUGCUUUUGUAAAUCCAGCUGCCAGACAGAGACUGAAGGAAGCAUGUCUGGACCAGAACCAGAUCCUGAUCCUGGUUCUGGUUCUGGUUCUGUUCAGUCCGGCCUGCAGCCUCCAGUCUCUGUUCUUCAGCCGUUGCAGUGAAUCUUUUUGCACGACUUCCUGUUUCCUGGUUGUUCUGAAAACGAGACGUGAAGUUCUGACAAUAAAUCAUCUGAUUGUUCCUCAA